GAAGAAGAAGCAGAAGAAGUAGAAGAAGAAGCAGCUCAGAUCGCAAUAAGAAGUGAAGAUGGCGAUAGCCUACGAGAGGUUCAAUUUGCACACUAGCCCAGAGAAGUUCUACAUUGAGGCCUGUGAUGAUGGGGCCGAUGCAGUCCUGGCCAUCGACAGGGUGUCCAAUGAGAUGACCCUGACUGGGAAGAAAGAUGUUCCUCCGUCAGCCAACACCAGGCCCAUCUGUGGCAUCAUGGGAACCGUCCGCUUGGUGGCAGGGAUGUACCUGAUUGUCAUUACCAAGAAGAGGAACGUGGGCAGCCUCCUGGGCCACGCUGUGUGGAAGGCAGUGGAUUUUGACAUCAUUUCCUACAAAAAGACUGUGCUUCACCUCACCGAGGACCAGACGCAAGACAACAAGACAUUCCUGUCCAUGAUUAACAACGUGCUGACUACAGAUGGAUUCUACUUCUGCACUGACUACGACCUGACCCACACCCUCCAGAGACUGGCCAACGUCAGCCACGACUUCCAGGAGAUGAGCCUGCUGGAGAGGGCAGAUCAGAGGUUUGUGUGGAAUGGAAGCCUUCUGAGAGAGUUCCUUGCACAGCCAGAGCUCCACAAGUUUGCGAUCCCUGUUGUCCAUGGAUUCGCCGUGAUGAAGCCGUGCCGUAUCAACGGGAAGAUCUUUGAAUGGAUCCUCAUAUCCAGGAGGAGCUGCUUCAGGGCUGGGGUCAGAUACUACGUCAGAGGUAUCGAUUCUGAGGGCCACGCUGCUAACUUUGUGGAGACGGAGCAAAUAGUCCUGUACAAUGGAGGGAGGGCUUCAUUCGUACAGACACGAGGCUCCAUGCCCUUCUUCUGGUCUCAGAGGCCCAACCUGAAAUACAAGCCCAAACCACUGAUCAGCAAGAACACCAAUCACAUGGAUGGCUUCCAGAGGCAUUUUGACUCGCAGGUCCUCAUCUAUGGAAAGCAGACCAUUCUGAACCUGGUCAACCAGAAGGGUUCAGAGAAGCCACUGGAACAAGCCUUUGCCAAGAUGGUGACUGGCAUGGAGAACGGCAUGAUCAAGUACGUAGCAUUUGACUUCCACAAGGAGUGUAGCAAGAUGAGAUGGGAUCGUCUGAAUAUCCUGGUGGACAAUGUGGCUGAGACACAAGAUGAAUACAGCUACUUCAUGGUAGACACGGAGGGGAAGGUGUUGUCCCAGCAGAAGGGGACGUUCCGCAGUAACUGCAUGGACUGUCUGGACCGCACCAACGUCAUUCAGAGCAUGCUGGCCCGCCGCUCCAUACAGUCCCAGCUACAGAGGAUGGGUGUCCUGCAUGUGGCCCAGCGGAUUGAAGAACAGGACGAUUUUGAGAAGAUCUACAAGAAUGCUUGGGCUGACAAUGCCAAUGCAUGCGCCAAGCAGUACGCUGGUACGGGAGCCUUGAAGACUGACUUCACCAGGACAGGGAAGAGGACCCAGAUGGGUCUGGUGAUGGACGGUGUGAACUCUGCCAUCCGUUACUACAAGAAUAACUUCUCUGACGGCUUCAGACAAGAUUCCAUUGAUUUGUUCCUUGGAAACUACGCUGUUGAUGAAACAGACGGACCAACUCCACUUCGCAUCCAAAAGGACUGGAAGUUCCUCACGCUGCCCAUCAUCAUGGUGGUAGCAUUCUCCAUGUGUAUCAUCUGCCUCCUCAUGGCUGGUGACACGUGGACUGAGACCCUGGCCUAUGUGUUGUUCUGGGGCACUGCUGCUGCCGUCACCGCUGCCGUCAUCGUCUUCAACGGCCGUGACUUCGUGGAUGCCCCCAAACUGGUGCAGAAAGAGAAGAUGGACUGAACGUGCGUGUGUGUGUGUGUGUGUGGAAAGCAGCUCGGCCCAGCGGACUCCUAUACCUCUUCAUCUUCAUCCAACUCUUCUUCCUCCCGGCUGCUUGAGGCUCGGACACUGUCCUCCUAGGUUACGUUCCAAAUGGCACCCUAUUCCCUAUAUAGUGCACUGGAAUAGGAUUCCAUUUGGGAAGUAACCCUAUAGUUUCUAUAGGGGUUUCUACUCCGACCCAGAACUCCUGUUUAUCAGGCAGCAUACCUACUGAAGCCGCUCUGAACUCUACAGUCUCCUAUCAGACUCUGUCCUCCUUCACCUCCUUCCUAGCCCUUCCUUCCUUAGAUCAUGGUGUAUGCUGACCUUUUUUAUUAUGUUUAAUUUCUCUGUGUUGGACAAGGCUGGUGUACAGUCGGUCAACCUCGGUGAUGGUUUAACCACUUUGAAGGCACCACACGGUAAUGGCUAUUACAGAGGUCUCUCAGAAAACAUUUUGAUGGCACUUUAGUGAAUUGCAGCGUAAUUCUUCAUUUUUCAUGAAAGCAACUUUAAUAAGACGAUAUUCAAUAUUCUUGUUAUACAUUAAAUGAAUGGUUUCUUUGGUUUAACUUUUCUGUUUACUGUAAUUCAAAUGCAAUGUAUUUUUAGACUAGGAAACUACAGAGAAACGGUUGGCACUAUAACAUGCACUAUGACUGGGGUACAUUGUUUAGAAAGAUAACAUGUUUUGGUUGUUCUCUUGAAUGUAAUAAGCCUUACUAUACUACUCGUUUAAAGAACACACACACACAUAUAUAUAUAUCGCUAAACUAGCUAGUUCCCCUAGAGACGAAUGACGUGGCGUGGGGGGGAGAAUGUAUUGCUACUAUGAACAUAAAUCGUGCAAAAUAUUUAUGAAUCUAUUUUUAAGUAAGGGUUUCUUGCUUAGCUUACCAUCUUUUAUUUUUUUGUAUUUUGGGUGAACAUGAAAUAAGUUGCACCUAGUAUGUGAUCUGAGCGGUGGGAGAUGUUGUUCAUUCAUUGUUGAUUAUAGGGUAGUCACUAUACCAUAGUUCUGUCAUAACCUUGACUUGUCAGUGUUUUCUAGUUUACUUCUCACAGUAUUUAGGGAUUGUUAUGCUCCAGAUACAGAAUUUAAUUUAAAUGUACAUUUAAUUGAAUUUAAAACCACACUUUAGACCUGCCUUACAAGCUUGCCCCCCUCCAUGAUUUGAGGGAGUGGACGUAACCAUUCCUUGUUAUCGUGAAUAUGAUUUCUCGUCUUAAUGGGUUUCGGGAUUUUUCCAGAUUUUUGUCUAUUCAAUAGAUUUGUUUUGUAGACAGUUUAUGUUGCUAUGCCUUUGUGUGUCUACUUUCCUGUUCUGAUGAUUUCCAUCUUGAAUAUGCAGUGUUGAGCACUUAUUCUAAAUACAGAAGUAGAGGUCACGGUGUAAAAUAUUUUACAACAUCAGCACAAUUCCAUUGUUCCUUUUAGAAUGUGUUAUGGUAAUCUGCCAGUGAUUUACAACAUUUUAACGCUAAAUUAGAAUGUAUUAGUUAAUAUACUAGAACUAAUAUUUAUUCUAGCUGGGCAGUGGUAACUACAAAGGAGGGAGGACCAACUCAAGCUUGUCUACUGUUGUGUUUCCAUGAACAUCCUUGCAAUUAUAUAUAUAUAUAUACUGUAUAUUUUACAAUGAGAUUGUAUGCUGAGCACUUAUUUGCAGAGUCUAUACUAAAUGUAAAGAUCAAGCAGUGAUUUAUAUAUUUUUUAUCUGGAUGAGAAUUUAGUGAUCUUUUGAGUCAACAACCGCAUUUUAAAGGCGUAUGAUUUGCCUGGUGAAUAUUUUUUGCUUAUAAUCUUGGGUUUACGUUUUGAAUAUUUAUCUCAGACAGUGGAGGUUGGUAGCACCUUAAUUAGGGAGGACGGGCUUGUAAUGAGGGGAAUGGUACAAAACACAUGGUUUCCAUGUGUUUGCUGCCGUUCCAUUCGCUCCGUUCCAAGCCAUUAUGAUGAGCCGUCCUCCCCCUCAGCAGCCUCCACUGUUCUCAGAAUAUUAGAUGUAUUUUGGAAUAUGGUUGUUUUUGUGAAUGUAUUAAUAGUGGAUGAUUUUUCUUUUUUGAAACCCAUUUUUUCCCUCUGUCACCAUUCCUUUUGUUGGUAUUCAAAACCCUGAACAUUCCCAUAAUACAUGUAACUGAGCUGUGAUGUAGCCUGGUCCCAGAUGUGUUUGUGCCAUCAUGCCAUGACAAAUCAAUGAGUGACAUGGAGUUGGCAUGAUAGCACAAAGAGACUGGAACCCAGGAUAGCUAUGAAGACCCUGGACAGUAUAUCAACCGACUGAGGUUAGUGGUAGACUUUUACAUUUUGUAAGAGUAAGUGGUGGGCUGUUUACUAUGAAACUAGUUCUCGAUCUUGACUGGUUUACCAGAAAGGCCAUGUUCCCAGUAGGUGCGCUAAAAGAUCAUAGAAACGACUAUUGAAUAAAAAAUAUCCAAGUACUGCCA
Salvelinus namaycush (lake trout) is the source of this 4291-nucleotide messenger RNA. RefSeq names its product phosphatidylinositol-3-phosphatase SAC1-A. The record is from RefSeq and is a predicted model, not a curated record. Gene Ontology annotation, biological process: phosphatidylinositol dephosphorylation. The transcript has 20 exons. NCBI's taxonomy places the organism in Eukaryota, Metazoa, Chordata, Actinopteri, Salmoniformes, Salmonidae. Gene Ontology annotation, cellular component: endoplasmic reticulum. Bases 59 to 1819 code for a protein of 586 amino acids. Gene Ontology annotation, molecular function: phosphatidylinositol-4-phosphate phosphatase activity.